AUGUUUAGUUUACAAUGUAUAUUUUGCUUCCUAUUCUUGUCGAACUGCAUACUGAUUGAAAGUGCCGAGCAGAAGAAGAGAGACGCCAGUUUGGGUAUCGGUAUUGGCCAUGGGAUCGGUGUUGGCCAUGGGGGCAUUGGAGUCGGGCCUGGCAUCGCUAUAUCAUCCGGCAUCGGUUACGGGUACGGUGCCGGCAUUGGCUACGGUACGGGCAUCGGCACGGGUAUUGCAAUCGGCGGCGGCACCGGCUUAGGCGUCGGCGGCGGUCUCGGUACGGCGGCGGCGCUAGCAGCCGCGGGCGUACCGACCCGCCACACCUACUCCGAGAUCAACAAUGGCGUCGCGAUUCCCGUACCGCGGCCCGUGCCCGUCGACGUGCCUCGCGCCGUACCAGUCGCGGUCCCAGUCGGCGUACCAGUAGCUCGGCCGCGCCCGGUCCCGGUCUCCGUGCCUCAGCCUGUACCGCACAUCGUGAACAGACCGGUGGCCGUACCGGUUGACAGGCCGGUACCGUACCCAGUAGCGCAGCCCGUUCCGGUGGCCGUGACACAGGGUGUGGGCAUUCCUGUGCCGCAGCCGGUCGCUGUUGGAGUACCAGCACCCGUACCCGUCGGCGUGCCUCAGCCCGUACCGGUUGCUGUCGGUGCCGUCGUUGGGUCCGCAGGGGGCUUAGGGGGCUUAGGGGGCUUAGGCGGCUUAGGGGGCUUAGGAGGGUUAGGUUCUGGCAUCGGCGCUGGCAUCGGAGCCGGCUCUAUCAUCGCAUCUAGCGCUGUUGGAGGAACAGCUAUCAGUUCCUCUUAUGGAGGACUCGGAGGUGGUGCCGUGAUAGCGUCAGGUGUUGGGGCCUCGUCGGUUUCUAGUCACGGAGGCCAUGGCUAUGUGGAGUCACACGGCCACGAAAUCGAACACCCUUAU
Molecule: messenger RNA, 915 nt
Organism: Iphiclides podalirius (scarce swallowtail)
Lineage: Eukaryota; Metazoa; Arthropoda; Insecta; Lepidoptera; Papilionidae
Source: the annotation of a GenBank genome assembly